ACUUUGGUCGUGGAACAUUUUUGCCUUAGGGUCAAGGAAUCCGAUUUGAAGAUCGAGAUUAGAGCAAAGAUGGAUAUUUUUUGCAGCGCAGGCCUGUGUGGAGGAAUGCGCGCUGCACUCUGCCCUCCCUCUCCGUGACGCCCAGAGGGGAACCAGAGAAACAAGCCUUCAGUGAGACAGAGAGGGAAGGGGAGACGUUGAAACGGAUAAAGGGGGGGAGAGAGGGAAAUAUUGUAGUGAGAAGAGGCGUGACAAUAAUCAGGACUUUUGGAUGAGGGCGCGCGUCUCGGCGAACACAUGGGAACGCACCGGAUCAAUUACGCAGCGUCACGGAGCCGCUGUGAGAGAAGAGGGGCGCCCUGAGGUGCUGCUGCUGGUGCUUAUUCUCCCCCGUCUUGGUCUGACUGACCCGGGACACCGAACCCUGUGCGGGACAAAGUCAAAAUUCAGGCGGAUAUACGGCUCGUGGAGACGGUGUCUUCGGCAGAAUGCAGGGCCUGAGCUCCCGGGCUCACGCGUUUUCGGUGGAGGCGCUGGUCGGGAAACCCUGCAAGAGGAUGAAAGUUUCGGAGGGACUCGAGCCAAGUUCUGCUGGAGACACGAGCGGAGACAGGAGCAUCUUCACCGGGCAGCACGAAUAUCCCAACAGUCAGCUGAAGAGCGCAGGUUCAACAGCGGGGAGGCCGGAGGACUCCUCCUGUGACCCGCAGAAGCAGACGGUCAGCUCAAGGACCGAACCCUCGGACAAGGCCUGCGAAGAGAACAAGCCGAAGGAGAGCGACUGCCGGCCGGACAGAGAGGUCCGAGUAGAGCUGCAGGGCUCCGAGCUGUGGAAGAGAUUCUACGAGAUCGGCACCGAGAUGAUCAUCACUAAAGCUGGCAGGAGAAUGUUUCCCUCUGUGCGCGUAAAAGUGCGCAACCUGGACCCUUGCCAGCAGUACUACAUCGCAAUGGACGUCAUGCCGGUGGACUCCAAACGCUACAGGUACGUGUACCACAGCUCGCAGUGGAUGGUGGCUGGAAACACGGACCACUCGUGCAUUUCCCCGCGCCUCUACGUGCAUCCGGACUCGCCGUGCGCAGGAGAGACGUGGAUGCGGCAAGUCAUCAGCUUUGACCGGGUCAAACUCACCAACAACGAGAUGGACGACAAGGGACAUAUUAUUCUUCAGUCGAUGCACAAAUACAAGCCACGUGUCCACAUCAUCCGGCACAACCCUCGGAUGGAUUUGUCUCAGAUCCAGUCGCUGCCUGCUGAGGGAGUUCACAGCUUCUCCUUCCCAGAAACCGAGUUCACCACCGUCACAGCUUAUCAGAAUCAACAGAUCACAAAACUGAAGAUCGACAGGAACCCUUUCGCCAAAGGCUUCAGAGAUCCAGGAAGGAAUAGGGGGGUUUUGGAUGGCCUGUUGGAGUCAUAUCCCUGGAGAGGCCCUCUCAGUUUGGACUUCAAGCCUUUCACCAUACAGCUCCAAGGGAGCUCAGCGUCGCCCAGCAGCGGAGUGAAAAGCCUCCUUCCUUUUUCUUCAUCCUCGCCCCUUCACCCGUUCUCAGCGCUCACCUGCCAGGACGCCGCUCUCCUCACCCUCCCCCUCUACAGCAAGACGUCCCCCGCCUCACCCGCCAUCUCCCCGCUGCCCAGCCGAGCCUUCUCCUCCCUGGGAGCCGACAGACUGAGAGGCCUCCCCCCGCUGCCUCCGCUAGCAGACCUCCCGCUCCUCUCAGCGCUGCAGGGGAAGAAGCCUCCCCACUGCAGGGACCCAUGUCCUCACGGGUCUCCGGAGGCCCCCUGCCCCAUCCCUCUCCACGGCCCCCUCAGCCCUCAGGGGCCCUCUCUCCUCCCUCGUCUCUCCGACACUGCGGGCCCCUACUGCCUCUACCACUACAGCUUCCCCCUCAACCCCCAACUCACAGCUAUUUCCCGGCACGCCAAACUCGCCGAAGACACCACAGACUGUCUGCUGCGCCAGUCUCCGUGGCACCCGACCACCAACCACUGCCUCUGACAGCUGGACCGCACUUGCAGGCUCCGGCCCAUUGAGAGCAACAAGCCAAAGCUUAUUGCAACAAAACAGAGGGGGACGAUUCUCCAUUCGAGCGAGACUCAAAAGAGAAGUGCGGCUGCAGGGACGUUUUUGUAUUUAAAAAAAACAAUUUUAUACGCUGUGUUGGAUUUACCAGCACAUAAAAGUGAACCAGCAGCUCUGCACACGCAUCCAGAGGCCAACAGUGGAGUAAACAGAAAUAUUUCUGUUCAGGCAGGAAGCAGAUUUUUAUCUGGGACAGAAAGCCCAUUUAUUUUGCUACACAGAAUCUGUCUCUUUCAGUCUCCCUGUUUAACCUCUUCAGUGGUGUUACCAAAGAGCAUCAGCAGUACGACCUGAGGUAUGUAACAUGACAAGGACUGAUAAAACUGACCAUUAUUAAAGUAUUUUUCAUGUCUUUAAAGAUCAAUCAAGAUAAAAAUGUGAUUUUCUUCCAGACAAACUUUCAAUAUGGCUUAAGAAAGUGAAAGAUGGAAAUACAUUCUCCAUGUUUCCCAGUUCUGUUGUUGCAAAAUGAAACACAUGUUGUACCAGAGGAAGUGACUUUGAACAAGAAAUGAUUAUAGGAUGGAUAUUAUGUUGUAAUUAGCAGCUAGCAUUCAUUGAAACUGAACAAAGGCGUAUUUUGUGUUCCUGAGUUGAAUCUCAGUAUCAGGCUUGGCCACCCCCCGACUAAAAACAUGAGCUCA
Messenger RNA from Acanthochromis polyacanthus (spiny chromis), 2734 nucleotides. RefSeq names its product T-box transcription factor 22 (gene tbx22). NCBI's taxonomy places the organism in Eukaryota, Metazoa, Chordata, Actinopteri, Pomacentridae. Gene Ontology annotation, cellular component: nucleus. Gene Ontology annotation, biological process: cell fate specification; positive regulation of DNA-templated transcription; regulation of transcription by RNA polymerase II. The coding region runs from base 489 to 2006 and encodes 505 amino acids. Gene Ontology annotation, molecular function: RNA polymerase II cis-regulatory region sequence-specific DNA binding; DNA-binding transcription factor activity, RNA polymerase II-specific. The transcript has 8 exons. The record is from RefSeq and is a predicted model, not a curated record.